Aureobasidium pullulans EXF-150 is the source of this 1179-nucleotide messenger RNA. RefSeq lists its product as uncharacterized. Lineage: Eukaryota; Fungi; Ascomycota; Dothideomycetes; Dothideales; Saccotheciaceae. The transcript is spliced from 3 exons. The record is from RefSeq and is a predicted model, not a curated record. Gene Ontology annotation, molecular function: ubiquitin protein ligase activity; zinc ion binding. The coding region runs from base 1 to 1179 and encodes 392 amino acids.
AUGUCUGAAAAUGUGGCUCCUGGUCCGCGUCGCGGCGGUCGUGAAAGAACAUCAACACAACGUUACCAAGACCUCCAACAACCCGCUAGCUCCACCACUUCGAAGCGAAAGAGAUCAGACGCGUCCAACACCGCCGUGGAUGCUCGGCCAAAGAAAUCAUUGAAAUCACAGGAUCAAGUUGAUGCUGCACCAAGGAAUUCAAAAUCAGCUGGUAAACGCGUCAACUCCGACAACACGAGAGCGAAGGCGAACGCCAAGACGACCACUAAGUCGCGUCUUGAUGGUCCAGCAAAGGAUGCAGGAAACUUUGUCGAUUUGACUGAAGAUGACGACGAGGCUGUCUCGUCGUCGGCCAAGAAACCAAACAGGACCAAAUCGCAGAAGGGCGAGGAGAAGCGCCUCAAACCGGUUCGUAAGCAGGCACCGCAGAAGUAUACCACGAUCGCAUAUCGGGCCACGACCCAGCGUAUGGUCGUGAUUGACAGACGACGCCCGAAUAAUGAAGACUGCCCGCACGGCAAGCCGCAUUGCCCUAUGGAAGAAGUCGACCUGGCUGGCAGCACUGGCAACAUCUACACCGUCAGGAUCACUCACGUUCCAGAGUGUACAUGUCCCGACUUCAGAAUCAACCGGAAUCCUCAGUGUAAACACAUCCUCUAUGUGCUGCUGAAAGUCCUCAAAGCCCCAGAGCCUUUGCACUACCAGGCAGCGUUUUUGACAUCGGAACUGGAUGAGAUGUUUGAUCAUGCAGGUCCGCUCCCCACCGAGACAGUCCAUGCUGAAGAUAAGGAUGGCAAGCGUAAGCCCAUCGAAGGUGAUUGUCCAAUCUGCUGCGAGGAGCUCUCUCAAGAGACCGAGGCCAUUGUAUGGUGUCAAGCUGCUUGUGGAAACAACCUUCACAAGACCUGCUUUGAUCAGUGGGCCGCGACAAAAGGUCAUGAUCAAGUCACUUGCCCAUAUUGUCGAACUCAGUGGCAGAACGAGGUCGACGGCAGCGCUCUCAAAGGAAUGGCUAAAGCUGGUCCUAAGAACAAGGAUGGAUAUGUCAACGUGGCUGCUCAAGUUGGCAUGUCCACAAGAAGAGACUACUCUACAUACCAUGAGUACUGGGUCCGCGGACAGCGACGCGACGGACUGAUUGAUGAUGAUGACGACGACUAUGAUCUUCCAGAAUACUGA